Cajanus cajan (pigeon pea) is the source of this 1671-nucleotide messenger RNA. RefSeq names its product putative protein S-acyltransferase 5. The record is from RefSeq and is a predicted model, not a curated record. Gene Ontology annotation, cellular component: endoplasmic reticulum; Golgi apparatus. Gene Ontology annotation, biological process: protein targeting to membrane; peptidyl-L-cysteine S-palmitoylation. NCBI's taxonomy places the organism in Eukaryota, Viridiplantae, Streptophyta, Magnoliopsida, Fabales, Fabaceae. Gene Ontology annotation, molecular function: protein-cysteine S-palmitoyltransferase activity.
ACAUGGCCUUUGGUUCACCCUUGGAGGCUUUGACCAGAUGCGGCGUCGUUGUUUUCGUGUCUUCAUUUUUCUUUCAUUCAUUCAUUCAUUUAUUCAAUUCAUUGUCAUAACUCUAUAAUUCCCACACGCAUACAAUGCCGCCGCCGGAGAGUCCAGAUUCCGGCGCCACCUCCGCUCCCUCGCUCGUCAGAACCUACCGCGUCUGGCAAGGCAGUAACGUUUUUCUUUUUGGAGGGAGACUUAUAUUUGGACCUGAUGUCAAAUCUAUAUUUAUAUCCGUUUUUCUUGUGCUCGUCCCUGUCGCUGUGUUCUGUGCUAUGGUUGCUAGGAAACUGUUAGAUGAUUUUCCUCAUUACUCCGGAUGGUCAAUAAUGGCUGUAGCUAUUGCUCUCACACUUUUCGUUCUGGUCACCCUUGUAGUGACCUCAUCAAGAGAUCCAGGCAUAGUCCCUCGUAAUGCUCAUCCUCCGGAGCUAGAUGAUUAUUACUGGACUGACAGCAUCAAUGGAACAAAUCCAUUGUCACGCUUACCACGAACAAAGGAUGUAAUUGUCAAUGGUAUAAUAGUGAAAACCAAAUAUUGUGAAACUUGCAUGCUCUAUAGACCCAUCCGCGCUUCUCACUGUUCAGUCUGUGAUAACUGCGUGGAGAGAUUUGAUCAUCACUGCCCAUGGGUGGGUCAGUGUAUUGGACUGCGAAAUUACCGGUUCUACUACAUGUUUAUUUUGUCUGCCACUCUGCUUUGCUUAUACGUGCAUGCCUUUUGCUGGGUCUACAUUAGGAGGAUCAAGGACUCCGAGAAAAUAUCAAUUUGGAAAGCAAUGACCAAAACUAUAGCAUCCAUUGCGCUAAUAAUCUACACUUUCGUUUGUGUCUGGUUUGUUGGCGGCCUCACUGUUUUCCACACCUACCUCAUCAGCACAAACCAGUCUACUUACGAAAAUUUUAGAUACCGGUAUAACCACCAAGUCAACCCAUAUAACAGAGGGAUAAUUAAGAACUUCGCAGAAGUAUUCUGCACCAGGGUUCCUCCAUCGAAGAACAAUUUCAGGUCUAAAGUUCCAAAGGAGCCAUUAGAUUCACAUCGAAGAACGGAUAUUGGGUCCUUCAGCCCAGUGCUGAAACGAACGCGGAGGAAUAUGGAAUUAGUAGGGAGUUCAAUUAACAACGAGCGAGACGAGGAAAGUGAUUAUAGAGACGGGUUUAACAAUGAAUCACGUAGGAAAGAUAGUGAAUUGACUGAAAAGUCCCUGAAUUUAAGCAGGACCUUUCCCACGGAAGGAGAAGAGGGACAAGAAAAUGGACAGCCUGGGCCUGUAUACGAAAUAAUUGCAGAAAUUCCGGACAGCACAGCAGAAGUUGGGGAAUCAAAUUGGGCUGCUAAGCCCAGUUACUCAAAUACAGCGUGAGCCUACCUGCCAGGACAAUUAUAGUGAUGUAAAUUAAAAGUUCAAAACAGCAAUAUUAGACAUUUUGAGAGAUGUAAAUUAGACUCUCAAACGAGUAAUGAGCAAGAUACAGGUUUUGUUAAAUGUUUUGUGGAUAUUUUGAGAGAAUAAUGUUUUCGGGACAUCAAAUGCUAGUUUACAUCAUGAGAGAAAGACAGAAAAGGGAAGAAUGACAGUGUAAUAUGUGAUUAAAAAAAAUAAUGGAAAAAGAGGUGUUAAAUGA